Molecule: messenger RNA, 1011 nt
Organism: Babesia bigemina
Lineage: Eukaryota; Apicomplexa; Aconoidasida; Piroplasmida; Babesiidae
Product: REPLICATION FACTOR C / DNA POLYMERASE III GAMMA-TAU SUBUNIT, putative
Exons: 9
Coding region: 1-1011 (336 amino acids)
Biological process (GO): DNA repair; DNA-templated DNA replication
Cellular component (GO): nucleus; DNA replication factor C complex
Molecular function (GO): DNA clamp loader activity; ATP hydrolysis activity; DNA binding
Source: RefSeq, a predicted model, not a curated record
AUGAAGAAAAACGCGCCCUGGGUUGAGAAGUACCGUCCAGCGAAGCUGGCGGACGUUGUCUUCCAGACCCAUGCCGUGGCGACUAUGCAGCAGAUCGUCGAGACCUUCAACAUGCCACACAUGAUCUUCCAUGGCCCUCCUGGAACGGGGAAGACAUCGGCUGCACUGGCCAUGGCGCGUCAGAUCUACGGCGUCGAAGGGAUGAAAGAGCGCGUUCUGGAGCUGAACGCGUCGGACGAGCGCGGCAUCAGCGUUGUUCGGGAGCGUAUUAAGACCUACACCCGUCUGAACAUUUCAAACAAUCGCAUUAACCCAGAGACCGGGAGGGUGAUGCCUAACUUCAAGAUUAUCAUCUUGGACGAAGCCGACAUGAUCACCCCGGAUGCGCAGGCUGCGCUGAGGCGUGUUAUCGAGAACUUCUCGAACAUAUCGCGGUUCAUAUUGAUAUGCAACUACCUCCACAAGAUCAUCGGGCCCAUAUACAGCCGUUGCUCGGCUUUCCACUUCAAGCCCAUCGUACAGGAAGCUCAAGUGGAGCGGCUCAGGUUCAUCUGCCAGUCUGAGCAGCUGGAGUGCGACGACGCGGCGCUGGACUUCCUCACGCGCGUAUCGCAGGGUGAUAUGCGUCGCAGUGUAACACUGCUUCAGUCAACGGCUAGCCUCUACAGCAAGGUCACGGAGGACGCCGUUCGCAAUGUGUCCGGCUACCCGCCCCGCCACAUCGUAGAAGACAUCUUCACCGCGUGUAUGGCGCCGACUAACGAGGUGGAGGCCAUCUGCAAGCAGAUAGUCCACGACGGCUGGGAAAUAGCUGCCAUCUUCCAACAGCUCGCCGAAUACGUCGUGAACUGCGAGACAUUGAGCGAUGUCCAAAAGGCCAUGAUCACAAUCGAGUUGUCGGGCAGGGAUUUUGCGCUUCUGCAAGGCGGUCUGCAAUACUUUCAGCUAGCAUCUAUCUGCUUCCACAUCCGAUCCGUCAUUGCCAACGGCGGUCAGCGCGCGUCAGCGUGA